This is a messenger RNA of Sphaeramia orbicularis (orbiculate cardinalfish), 784 nucleotides long. RefSeq names its product mitochondrial ribosomal protein L34 (gene mrpl34). Gene Ontology annotation, molecular function: structural constituent of ribosome. NCBI's taxonomy places the organism in Eukaryota, Metazoa, Chordata, Actinopteri, Kurtiformes, Apogonidae. Gene Ontology annotation, cellular component: mitochondrial large ribosomal subunit; ribosome. Gene Ontology annotation, biological process: translation. The coding region runs from base 70 to 444 and encodes 124 amino acids. The record is from RefSeq and is a predicted model, not a curated record. The transcript has 2 exons.
UUAUACAGUAGGUCUACAGACCAGUGACAUUCAGUGUCUCUAUGUCUGUGUAAGCUGUAUAAACCCAAAAUGAAUAUUUUACGGUCGUCUUUGUCCAGAUUUUAUGGAACAGCCCAUAUCUGCAGUAUCUCUACAGGCAAUCCUGCAGUAACCAGUGCCUCUCACCUCAGAUCAUUUAGCAGCUGGAUUGUGCCAAGAGUGUGUUCAGUUCCUCAGAUUUCCAGAUGUGGACCACUUGCUUCACGAGCUGAGGGUUCAGGAAUUUUCCAGCAGCAUUCAUGGCAAUACCAGCAAAUACGAACACGGAAAAGAGGUUUGGAAUAUCAGCCCAAGAACAUUAAACGCAAGAGGACUCAUGGCUGGAUCAAGAGGCUCAGCUCACGAGGUGGCAUUGAAGUGAUUCUGCGUCGUAUGUUGAAGGGACGAAAAUCACUCACACACUGAAGAUUUCUGUUGGAGGAAACUUGUGGUUCACCUGGAAGAUUUUCCCAAAGUACAGAAACUGAUUCUGAAAUCCCCAGAGACACCAUAUGAAGAACUUGUUAACUUGUGAUACUGGGUGUAGCCUUCCAUGUGCAUUCAUAAUGGGUGGGGGUCAAGAAACUGGCCAUUGUCAAACUAGUGGGAUUUUCCCAAAGAGGAAAAUCUCUGUAGUUUCAUCCUAUUAUCUAUGCCCUGUCUUCAUUGGAUGUAAACAUUAAAAUAUGCAGACUGAUGCAUUCUGUGGUUGAACGAAGUUAUGUUAAGAUAAAAUGUCAUUAAUAAAAACGAUCUGUCAAAAUAA